AUGUUUGGGGGUCGGAGACCUUUCUUCUAAAUUUCCCCCAAACCAAACGUGUUUCUCUACAGCGCCAAGACGAUUCCUUUCUCUCUCCAAAGUGCUUUUCCGCUUGCCUCUUGAUAUAAUCACAAAUUCUUGCUCUCCAACGACGCCUCCAACUUUCGAUUUUGCUUACUGAUUCCUUCCUCUUCAGGUAAGUAAUGGUGGUUGUGAAGCAAGCUGAUGAUUCUUAGUGCUUGAACCAAUUCAAGGUAUUUUAGCAUUUCUUCAUACACAAAUUGUUGAUGGCCAAUAAGGAUCCCGAGAUAUUGCUAGAAGAAGAUGCACAAGACACUCCAUGUGACUUCAAAGAACUUGUGUCUGAUUUUGAGUCGAAUUGUUUAGCUGAUACAUUAUCAGUUUACUUGGAAUCAUGUGAGCCCUUUUCAGUCACUGACCCUGAGCCUUCUAACAAUCUGGAUGAACCCAAUAUCUCCARGACAGAUGUCCUUGUUGACCCUUUGAACUCUAUUGUCUUAACUGAGUUGUCUGAGCUGAGAGAUAAUGAUGGAGAAGAUAGUAGUAGGAUUCAUCAUGCCUGUGGGAAAAAAAAUAACGAGGUUAAACGUUCAUCAACUCGGAGAAGUACCCGCAAGAGUACAUUAAACCAGAAAACCGAUACCAAACUGGCUGCAAGAAAAGGCAGUAGAACUUCUGGAAAGAGGCCAAUGUUAGAUCUACUUGCUGCAGAUGUCGGAAGACGACGAAGAAGUGAUUUGGUUCAACGAGCUCGUCCUUCAGCUUGGGGACUAGGAGGAAAAAUUGAUGAAAUCUUUAAGCAGUAUGUAGAAAAGAAUGUCGAUGUAAAUGGCCAUAUAGAUUCAAGAAAAGGAAGGAUGGGCCGUAGAGGUGGAAAGAGGAAUACUGAUUUCGUAAAUCAAAGCAUUCAAAAUUCACAGAGUGAAUCUCGAGCUUUGAACAAGGGCCUUCUUCUGAAGUUCAAAUUGGGGACAAAAGUUAUUCAAAAUUGCCAAUUCAAUACGAUACCUGAUAUGGAUAAAGAUCUUGAAAGUUACAGGGAGGUGAAGAUAGACACCUCCACCUUACAAUGUGAUAUAAAGGAAAAUUAUGAAAAGGAGGUGCCUCAUGCUUCAUUGUCUAGGGCUUCUGAUGGGAAUCUGGAUAAAAGGGUGGCUGGCAAAGCUGUCAGUGARCUUCAUGACAUGAUAGGAAUAGGAGAAUCGGUUGAAAAUAGGUGCUUAGAUCCCGGUACUUCACCUGAUUCAGAAGUUAUUAAUGUGAUYCCAGAGACCCAGAUCAGUGGAACUACUGUAGAAGUAUUACAUGACCUUCGGAUAUCCUCAAAAGAUUGUACUGCUCAUCAAUCAGGGGACKGUGGUGAUGGAAGUGGAAUACCUAGUCCAGAAAUAGUAAGUGAUGUUAUAUUAUGUGAUAAGUUUGAGCAUGGUGAGAAACAGAUUGAAGGAUCAUGGUCUAGUGGGCAAUCUAUGUCAAUUACCACCGGAGUUGCUUCUAGCAAUGCCUCUAGUAGGGACGGAUGUCCAGUUGAACCAGUGGCUUCAUUGCAGGAGACAGAAGUUGGMGUUUCCAUGGAUAUGUUGACAAUUGAAAGUGGCUUGAAAGCUGAUUUUAGCAUUGCUGGGAUUGAGUCGGUGGAGUCCUGUUUCUCAGACAAGCUUCUUUCAGGUGCAAAAACCAAUGGUCAAAAUCUUCAGAGAAGUUUGAAAUCAAGAGGAAUAACCAAGAGCAUGCCAAGAGUUCCUGAUUCACUGAAUAAGAAAAGAAYCAAUUGCCGGCAGAAAGGAUCACAGGCUAAGUCACCUGCUAAGGGAAAACUCAUGGAGAAGAGUGGUAAUGACCAGGCGGACYGUGAUACGGAAAGUGAUCCAAUAACAGGAAGUCAUGAAAUCAGUGUUGUUAGAGUACUUGAAGAGGGUUGUAGAAGUAGUGCUGGAGCUUUAUCCAACUCUACUAUGGUGCCUAGUGAGGGGGAGAACCGGCAGGGAUCACCACGAAGUGCCUGGGUGUGUUGUGAUGAUUGUCAUAAAUGGAGACGUAUAUCUGCUAUACUUGCAGAUUCUAUUGAGUCAACAGAAUGCAGAUGGAUUUGUAAGGACAACAUGGAUAAAACCUUCGCGGAUUGUUCAAUUCCRCAAGAGAAGUCAAAUGCUGAUAUUAAUGAGGAGUUGGAAUUAUCUGAUGCAUCUUGUGAGGAAGAUGCUUGUAAUGCUCGRCUGAAUUCCAGUCAGUUGGGACAAAAGCAGCCCAUAGAUCCUCCACARUCCUCUUGGAAGCUUAUAAAGACAAACAUGUUUCUGCAUCGCAAUCGUAAAAAUCAGACCAUUGAUGAGAUUAUGGUUUGCCACUGCAAACCUCUUUUUGAUGGCCGCAUGGGCUGUCGGGAUGAAUGCCUUAAUAGGAUGCUGAACAUAGAAUGUGUAAAGGGAACGUGCCCCUGCGGGGARUUUUGUUCAAAUCAACAGUUCCAGAAACGCAAGUAUGCCAAACUGAAAUGUUUUCCAUGUGGAAAGAAAGGUUAUGGGCUUCAGUUGCAAGAGGAUAUUCCCAAAGGAAGGUUUCUUAUUGAAUAUGUGGGGGAGGUGCUUGAUAUGCCUGCAUAUGAGGCCCGGCAAAGAGAAUAUGCUUCAAAGGGUCAUAAGCAUUUUUAUUUCAUGACAUUGAAUGGCAGUGAGGUGAUAGAUGCUUGUGCUAAAGGAAAUCUGGGACGGUUUAUAAAUCACAGCUGUGAACCAAAUUGCCGCACCGAAAAGUGGAUGGUGAAUGGGGAAGUUUGCAUUGGACUCUUUGCAACAAGGGAUAUUAAGAAGGGGGAAGAACUGACAUUCGAUUAUAACUACGUAAGGGUUUUUGGGGCUGCUGCCAAAAAAUGUGUUUGUGGCUCAUCUAGGUGUAGGGGCGUCAUUGGUGGUGACUCWCAAAAUGCUGAAACAGUUAUUUUGGGUGAUUCUGAUGAAGAAGAUCUCGAACCUGUUACGUUCUAUAAAAACAGCAGCAAUAAGUUGGGUUUAUCUGGGACAAGUAUCUACAAUGGUGCUGGAACACAGACUGCUGAAAGUACGUCCAAAAACAACGGUUGUGUAAUAGACAAGUUUGCAGUUGCUUCUGGUCRCGUGGAGGAUGUGGAGAAUGAGCGAAGUCCUGAUUCUUUGUUAGUCAUUGAUGACAAGAAUGAUGAUCUUGCAAUUCCUACUGAAUCUACAGAAAGAGAAGUUCCCUUUGAAAGGUCUUCGUCUGCUGCCUCAGCAUUGGAAAGUAAAAUAGAUAAUACAGAGGAACCAUUGCCAUUUUGUGCUGAACCACUUAAUACUUCGUUUAAAGUGCAUGAUGGGAAGAGGGAAACUAGAUUUCUAGAUGCACGUCAUCACAAUGUAGCGGAGAAAGAUAUGAAAGGAUGCUUAUCAAUUGGURGAAGAGCAAAGACUUCCCUAGACACUUCAGCGAAGUUGUUACCAAAUGAUGGUGAUUCAAAAAAGAAACCUAAAUCUCACACAAAUGAAAAUAAGUGUGCCAUUUUAAAGCCACAAGCUCUCUCGAAAUUACCAUCAUCAGCGGUGAAGAGAGGGAAAGCCAAAACCCAUGGUGUUAACAAGCCACCGGAGAUAGAUAGCAAGCCACUGGUAAUGCCUCAUAAAACAAAUAGGCUAGUGGAAGAUAACUUAACUGGCCGCUUUGAAGCAGUUCAAGAGGCACUUAAUACACUGCUAAAUGCUGAUGGGGGGAUAAGCAAACGAAGAGAUGCUUCAAAGGGCUAUCUGAAGCUUUUAUGUCUAACUGCUCAUAGCGGCAAUGGGGAAGGAAUUCAAAGCAAUCGUGACCUUUCUAUGAUCAUGGAUGCGCUCCUGAAAACGAAAUCUCGAACGGUUUUGCUUGACAUAAUUAACAAGAAUGGGUUACAGAUGUUACACAACUUGAUGAAGCGUUAUAGAAAGGAAUUCAGUAAGAUUCCGAUACUGCGAAAGCUUCUUAAGGUAAUACAGUAUCUUAAAGAUGUUUUCCCUUUAUCUUUUCUCAGCUUCAAGGAAUCAAUUUUGUCACUUACGGAGCAUACAGACAAGCAGGUCCACCAAAUUGCACGAAAUUUCCGUGAUCGGUGGAUCCCUUGGUCCGCCAGAAAAGUCAAUUGGGCAGAUAGGGACGUUGAAAGAAUGGAAAAUCAAGCGAGCCCAAACUUCAAAACAAUUCCAGUGCAACAUGAUCGGGAUAGAAGACCUUCUGAAGUUGCAGAUAACUGUAUUCAGCAGUCAUUUAGUGGAGUUGAUGCUAGAACUGUAGAAGGAUCUGCUGCAUCAUGUCUCAGUAGUUGCACCGAUGGCACGAGAACCAGAAAGCGUAAAAGUCGUUGGGAUGAGCCUGGUGAUGUGAAACCCGAUAUAGAAUCUCCAUCAAACAAAGAACAUAGAUCAAAAACCAGCAGAAGUGAACAAGUCAACCAUAUGGUGCAAGAAGAAAGACAAGUAAACAACGAUGAGGAUGGGGAUGCUCCUCCUGGAUUUUCAUCUCCAAUUAACCGACAAUUAUUCCCAUCUAAUGCACCUUCAACUUCCACCGACACCAACUGUUGUAAAUCCGUGAUGGGGUAUCCACAAGAAAGAUACAUUUCACGGUUACCCACUUCAUUCGGGGUUCCAUGUUCUGUUGUUCAACGAUUAGGGACACCUGAAGGAGAGAGUUGGGUUGUUGGUCCAGCCACGACUUUUCAUCCUUUUCCACCUUUACCUUCAUAUCCCCGUAAAGAAGAACAAUUAUGGCGUAACAAUUGUACAUCAUCAACAAAUUCCGCUACAGACAUGCCAUUCAACCAGCCCAAUUUUCAAAGAUUUAGGAACUCCAAUUCCAAUAAUACCCUUGGUAGGAGAUACUUCAAGCAGCAAAAGUGGAAUAACUCAAAAUCAGGGCUUCCAUGGAACCAUAACAAGUAUGGAUCUGCAAGUUAUAACCGGGGGUAUGGGAGGAAUGAAGCAGCAGGAAUGAUGAAUGGAAGUUGUGGGAACAAUUUUUAUCAGCAGCCACAGCAGUGAUGAUUCUAUCUCUAAUCUACGAUGGUAUUUUGUUUUUCUGUGUACUUUUUUCGGGUAAUCGGAUAAUUUUCUUGUUAAUUAUUGCGUUAAAUUUCACCACCUCAAUUUUUAUAGAGCCAAAGUGAUAGUCGUUACAGAUAGCUAUUGCCUGCUUGGGUACACAACAGAUUAUUCGCCUCGAAGAGGUAAAGCUUUCGCCAUUCUGCUUGUUUGACUGAUAUUGAGGUAUCAUGAAAUAAAUUACAUUUGCUC
Messenger RNA from Cynara cardunculus var. scolymus (artichoke), 5285 nucleotides. RefSeq names its product histone-lysine N-methyltransferase ASHH2. The record is from RefSeq and is a predicted model, not a curated record. Gene Ontology annotation, molecular function: protein binding; histone H3K36 methyltransferase activity; zinc ion binding. Gene Ontology annotation, biological process: regulation of DNA-templated transcription. Lineage: Eukaryota; Viridiplantae; Streptophyta; Magnoliopsida; Asterales; Asteraceae. Gene Ontology annotation, cellular component: nucleus; chromatin. The coding region runs from base 279 to 5033 and encodes 1584 amino acids. The transcript is spliced from 17 exons.